AUGCCCCUGGGGCUACCGGGAAAGAAAAAAGCCAAAGCCAAGGAGACUGCUCGGUUGGUGGAUAGCGAACAGCCGGCAGCGGGCGGUGGGAGCCUUCUGGACCAGGUUCCCAGACGCAGGCUGGUUUUCCACACGCAGCUGGCGCAUGGCAGCGCCACCGGCAGAGUGGAAGAUUUCUCCAGCAUCCAGGAACUGUACGCCAAGAUCGCGGGCGCUUUUGAGAUCCCACAGUCGGAGGUUUUAUACUGUACUUUAAACACACCAAAAGUUGAUAUGGAAAGACUCUUAGGAGUACAAAUAGGUCUUGAAGAUUUCAUAUUUGCCCAUGUGAAAGGACUUAUGAAAGAAGUGAAUGUGUAUAAAUCCGAGGAUUCACUUGGUCUCACCAUUACAGACAAUGGUGUUGGGUACGCUUUUAUAAAGAGAAUCAAAGCUGGUAGCCUUAUUGACUCUGUUAAAACAAUCUGUGUGGGAGAUCAUAUUGAAUCCAUAAAUGGAGAAAGAAUCGUUGGAUGGCGUCAUUAUGAUGUUGCUAAGAAGCUAAAAGAAUUAAAAAAAGAGGAACUAUUUACCUUGAAGUUAAUAGAACCUAAGAAGGCAUUUGAAAUAGAACCGAGGUCAAAACCUGGAAAGUCAUCAGCAGAUAAAAUUGGUACUGGAAGGGGGACACUUCGACUGAGAUCAAAAGGUCCUGCUACUGUGGAAGAAGUGCCAUCUGAAUCUGAAACAAUGGCAAUUAAAAAGGUUGAUGACCUGCUUGAAUUGUAUAUGGGAAUUCGAGAUACUGAUUUAGCUACCACAAUGUUUGAAGCUGGAAAGGACAAAGUUAAUCCAGAUGAAUUUGCUGUGGCACUUGACGAAACUCUUGGAGACUUUGCAUUCCCAGAUGAAUUCGUCUUCGAUGUUUGGGGAGCUAUUGGUGAUGCCAAACAAGGACGAUUAUGA
Orycteropus afer afer is the source of this 945-nucleotide messenger RNA. RefSeq names its product GIPC PDZ domain containing family member 2 (gene GIPC2). The record is from RefSeq and is a predicted model, not a curated record. Bases 1 to 945 code for a protein of 314 amino acids. Gene Ontology annotation, molecular function: protein binding. Lineage: Eukaryota; Metazoa; Chordata; Mammalia; Tubulidentata; Orycteropodidae. The transcript is spliced from 6 exons.